Merops nubicus (carmine bee-eater) is the source of this 885-nucleotide messenger RNA. It is a transcript of the gene OSER1, whose product is annotated as oxidative stress responsive serine-rich 1. The transcript has 3 exons. Gene Ontology annotation, biological process: cellular response to hydrogen peroxide. The coding region runs from base 1 to 885 and encodes 294 amino acids. Lineage: Eukaryota; Metazoa; Chordata; Aves; Coraciiformes; Meropidae. The record is from RefSeq and is a predicted model, not a curated record.
AUGAAAAAGGAAGCUAAGGAUGGAGAAGAGGAGAGCCUGCAGACUGCAUUCAAAAAGCUGAGAGUUGACACAACUGGAUCUACUGCUUCUCUCUCUGUGGGUGAAGGGACAAAUCCAAGAGCACUAGGUAGAACAGUGGCAGAUGAAACCAAGCCUAAGAACGUGUGUACUUCCAAGGAAACCUGGCAUGGGACUAUGAAGAAACCUUCAAGAGGAGCUGUGAGAACCCAGCGUCGCAGGCGUUCCAAGUCUCCAAUUCUUCAUCCUCCAAAGUUUAUCCAUUGCAGCACAAAGUCAAAUCCCACAUGCAGCCAGCUAGUACACAGGAGCCAGAUUGAUGCCCAGGAUGACAGCAGUGGGUUUGGGAUGCCAGUCCCAAAGGAAGCUUGUGACCAUGAACGAUGCAGUGUUGCUCCUGACGUUGGCCAGAAGGGAGUUGGUGUUGAGUCUUUGGGAGCUUCUGUUACACAGUCAGCACCAGAGAACAGGCAGGAGAACUCUCCAGCUGCCAUUUCUCUGGUAUCCAAAGCAAGCCUGAAGAUGACAGAGCUUUCUGACUUUCAGUCCAUGUCCAAGCUGAGCACGAACAAGCUGUGUGCAUGUGCAGGUAAAGCCUGUCAGUGUAAACGGUGGCAAGAUAUGCAAGUGUACAAAUUCUCUGGCUUGCAGAACGCCCUCCCACUGGCACCUGACAGAAGAACAGUUUCUGAGGAUCAGUCCCAGUCUUUGCCAUCAAGAACUCCCUCAAGUUCUCCACGCUCUUGCUCUGAGCAAGCCAGGGCCUUUGUGGAUGAUGUGACUAUUGAAGAUCUUUCAGGAUACAUGGAAUACUACUUGUAUAUUCCAAAGAAAAUGUCUCACAUGGCAGAAAUGAUGUACACCUGA